CCCUAUGGAGAGGGUUAUGAGUCUUAUGAGAAGUACCUGUGCAAGAAUGACUGUGAGAAUGAUGAUGAUGUUCUUAUUACGACGACAGAAGCAAAGAAGAACAGAUACUCCAUCCAUGAUGACAGACAGGUAUUUACUGUGACCAUCUCUGAUUUGAGGCGUAUGGAUGCUGGGAAAUACCUGUGUGGGAUUACCAGAACUGGUUAUGAUACCUACCCUGCGGAAGUAAACCUGGAAGUAAAACAAGACAGCUGCUGUGAUCAUUCCACCAAAGUCCAACGUUAUGAGGAGAGUUCAGUGUCCUUCAGUUGUCCGUAUGAGUCUGAGUACCAGAACAGCCUCAAGUACAUCUGCAGAGGAAACCAGCCCUCCACAUGUCUGCAGCACGCACUAAUCUCCUCUGACAACAAACAAAAGGGACAGUUCACACUUACAGAUGACAUGGCAUCCAGGAAAUUCACAGUGACCAUUACCAGUUUGACCCAAAACAAUUCUUGGUCGUACCUUUGUGGUGUCCAUGGAAACACUGGCCUGGAUGUUUUCUCUGCUUUUGAGCUAGAAGUCAAAGGUAAAAGAUCUACCUCAUCAUAUUGUAGUAAACUGUUAUUUUCCACAGAAUGUAAAUCAGCCCAAAAACACGUUUCUGUAAAAUUGAUAUUAAGAAAAAAUGACAAAAGGUUUCAGAAGCAAACCUUUUAUUUAUGA
Molecule: messenger RNA, 705 nt
Organism: Perca fluviatilis (European perch)
Lineage: Eukaryota; Metazoa; Chordata; Actinopteri; Perciformes; Percidae
Product: polymeric immunoglobulin receptor-like
Exons: 2
Source: RefSeq, a predicted model, not a curated record